GCUUCAUACUAAACCCUAAGAAAAUGAUUGUCAUCAGUUGGUAAAUGAAGAUAGCGAACGAAGGCCGAGACGGAGACGGUGCCACUGCCACCGCCGAUGAAAGAAGCUCUAGCCAUGGCUGUUGCAAAAUCAAAGAGCCAGGAGAUUCAAGCGAGGGUUUAGACUCAAUCAGCUCAAUGCCUGAUGUGAUCCUCCAAGUUAUCCUCUCCUUAAUUCCGACCAGAUUCGCCAUCAGGACUUCCGUCUUGUCCAGACGAUGGAGGCAUGUAUGGUCCUAUAUACCUUCUCUCUACUUCCAUAAGGACAGACCGGAUGCUAAUUCGAUAAACGAAACCCUAGCUCGCUACAAGGCUCCGAAGAUGAUGAGUUUCCGUAUCUGUACCAGUGAGCUCGAUAAUCUUCCUAACAUGGACAGUUGGAUCAAGUUCGCUUUGUCCAGAAACGUGGAGAAUCUGUCGCUGUAUUUGGAGCGGAGGAGUGACUAUAAUAUCCCUGAAUUCCUCUACGUCAAUUCCUCUGUCAAGAAUCUCUGCAUUGAGUCAAUAUUCUAUUCUAAUAUAAUUCCCAAAUGCUCUGUGUCGUGGACAUCCCUGAAGAAUAUGUCCUUGUGGUGUUGCAAGCUCUCUGAUGAAUCCAUUGCUAAGAUCCUAUUUGGUUGUCCGAUUCUCGAAAGCUUAACAUUGUGUUUCUGCAAGGAACUGAAGGUUCUUGAUCUCAGCAAAUCACCGCGUCUGAAAACAUUAGUAAUUUAUAACGACAGUGUGAAUCCGGGGCCAAGGAAGAUCGUGGCACCACAUAUCCAUCGUCUCAGAUUGAAAAACACUCAGUUACCAUGUGAUUUAUUAGUUGAUGUCUCAUCUUUAACCGAAGCUAAACUAGACAUUAGCUAUAACUCCUACCGUGAAAAACUGAACGCUGAUUUACUUCACAUCAUGGUGCUAGAGAGGCUAGACAAGUGUCAGAAUGUAGAGAAGCUUACUUUGGGGGAAAGCUUUCUCGAGAUUUUAUCUCUUGCCGAGCUCCGUGGUGUUCCUUUUCCAAACUUCAAGGUUAGAGCUUUAACGCUUGAGACACCGAUCUCUCACUAUGUAAUUCCUGGUAUAGUAAGGGUGCUACAAAACUCUCCUGAAUUAAAGAAGCUAACCCUAAAAUACAAAAGGGAUGAUGGCUUCAUACCGGGCAUCUAUAUUGACGAAAACCUGCGUUCUCAUGGCUUGGAUACGGAUAAAUGCUGGACCUCGGAAGCGAGAGUCUUCAAAGACAUUUGCCCCUUGAGAGCAUACUCUUUGUUUCUACAAGUUGUGCUUAAAACCACAGAGACAUUAGAGAAGAUGGUCGUAAUGUUAGAACCUUAUUUUAUAGCAAAAGGUGUUAUGAAAGAGUUGCUUGAGAUGAUUCCAUUGCUUACUCGCAACAUCAAUGUCUCCAUUGUGAAAACCAGAUGCCGUUUCAAAAUGUAAACUU
This is a messenger RNA of Arabidopsis lyrata subsp. lyrata, 1464 nucleotides long. Its product is annotated as F-box/LRR-repeat protein At3g03360. The record is from RefSeq and is a predicted model, not a curated record. Lineage: Eukaryota; Viridiplantae; Streptophyta; Magnoliopsida; Brassicales; Brassicaceae. The coding region runs from base 45 to 1460 and encodes 471 amino acids. The transcript is spliced from 3 exons. Gene Ontology annotation, molecular function: protein binding.